This is a messenger RNA of Acipenser ruthenus (sterlet), 3033 nucleotides long. RefSeq names its product collagen alpha-2(I) chain-like. The transcript is spliced from 3 exons. NCBI's taxonomy places the organism in Eukaryota, Metazoa, Chordata, Actinopteri, Acipenseriformes, Acipenseridae. The record is from RefSeq and is a predicted model, not a curated record. The coding region runs from base 1 to 3033 and encodes 1010 amino acids.
AUGCUUUCCAGCUCUGCAGCUCAGAGGGACACAUCUAAACCAGAGGGAUCAGUCAGUUCUGAAGCUCAGAGGAACACACCUAAACCAGGGGGAUCAGUCAGUUCUGAAGCUCAGAGGAACGCAUCUAAACCAGGGGGAUCAGUCAGUUCUGAAGCUCAGAGGAACGCAGCUAAACCAGGGGGAUCAGUCAGUUCUAAAGCUCAGAGGAACGCAGCUAAACCAGGGGGAUCAGUCAGUUCUGAAGCUCAGAGGAACGCAGCUAAACCAGGGGGAUCAGUCAGUUCUAAAGCUCAGAGGAACGCAGCUCAACCAGGGGGAUCAGUCAGUUCUGAAGCUCAGAGGAACACACCUAAACCAGGGGGAUCAGUCAGUUCUGAAGCUCAGAGGAACGCAGCUAAACCAGGGGGAUCAGUCAGUUCUGAAGCUCAGAGGAACGCACCUAAACCAGGGGGAUCAGUCAGUUCUAAAGCUCAGAGGAACGCAGCUCAACCAGGGGGAUCAGUCAGUUCUGAAGCUCAGAGGAACACACCUAAACCAGGGGGAUCAGUCAGUUCUGAAGCUCAGAGGAACGCAGCUAAACCAGGGGGAUCAGUCAGUUCUGAAGCUCAGAGGAACACACCUAAACCAGGGGGAUCAGUCAGUUCUGAAGCUCAGAGGAACGCAGCUAAACCAGAGGGAUCAGUCAGUUCUAAAGCUCAGAGGAACACACCUAAACCAGGGGGAUCAGUCAGUUCUGAAGCUCAGAGGAACGCAGCUAAACCAGGGGGAUCAGUCAGUUCUGAAGCUCAGAGGAACGCAGCUAAACCAGGGGGAUCAAGGAACGCAGCUAAACCAGGGGGAUCAGUCAGUUCUGAAGCUCAGAGGAACGCAGCUAAACCAGGGGGAUCAGUCAGUUCUGAAGCUCAGAGGAACACACCUAAACCAGGGGGAUCAGUCAGUUCUGAAGCUCAGAGGAACGCAGCUAAACCAGGGGGAUCAGUCAGUUCUGAAGCUCAGAGGAACACACCUAAACCAGGGGGAUCAGUCAGUUCUGAAGCUCAGAGGAACACACCUAAACCAGGGGGAUCAGUCAGUUCUGAAGCUCAGAGGAACGCAGCUAAACCAUGGGGAUCAGUCAGUUCUGAAGCUCAGAGGAACACACCUAAACCAGGGGGAUCAGUCAGUUCUGAAGCUCAGAGGAACGCAGCUAAACCAGGGGGAUCAGUCAGUUCUGAAGCUCAGAGGAACACACCUAAACCAGGGGGAUCAGUCAGUUCUGAAGCUCAGAGGAACGCAGCUAAACCAGGGGGAUCAGUCAGUUCUGAAGCUCAGAGGAACACACCUAAACCAGGGGGAUCAGUCAGUUCUGAAGCUCAGAGGAACACAGCUAAACCAGGGGGAUCAGUCAGUUCUAAAGCUCAGAGGAACACACCUAAACCAGGGGGAUCAGUCAGUUCUGAAGCUCAGAGGAACGCAGCUAAACCAGGGGGAUCAGUCAGUUCUGAAGCUCAGAGGAACACACCUAAACCAGGGGGAUCAGUCAGUUCUGAAGCUCAGAGGAACGCAGCUAAACCAGGGGGAUCAGUAAGUUCUAAAGCUCAGAGGAACACACCUAAACCAGGGGGAUCAGUCAAUUCUGAAGCUCAGAGGAACGCAGCUAAACCAGGGGGAUCAGUCAGUUCUGAAGCUCAGAGGAACACACCUAAACCAGAGGGAUCAGUCAGUUCUGAAGCUCAGAGGAACACACCUAAACCAGGGGGAUCAGUCAGUUCUGAAGCUCAGAGGAACGCAGCUAAACCAGGGGGAUCAGUCAGUUCUGAAGCUCAGAGGAACGCAGCUAAACCAGGGGGAUCAGUCAGUUCUGAAGCUCAGAGGAACACACCUAAACCAGGGGGAUCAGUCAGUUCUGAAGCUCAGAGGAACGCAGCUAAACCAGGGGGAUCAGUCAGUUCUGAAGCUCAGAGGAACACACCUAAACCAGGGGGAUCAGUCAGUUCUGAAGCUCAGAGGAACGCAGCUAAACCAGAGGGAUCAGUCAGUUCUAAAGCUCAGAGGAACACACCUAAACCAGGGGGAUCAGUCAGUUCUGAAGCUCAGAGGAACGCAGCUAAACCAGGGGGAUCAGUCAGUUCUGAAGCUCAGAGGAACGCAGCUAAACCAGGGGGAUCAGUCAGUUCUAAAGCUCAGAGGAACACACCUAAACCAGGGGGAUCAGUCAGUUCUGAAGCUCAGAGGAACGCAGCUAAACCAGGGGGAUCAGUCAGUUCUGAAGCUCAGAGGAACGCAGCUAAACCAGGGGGAUCAGUCAGUUCUGAAGCUCAGAGGAACACACCUAAACCAGGGGGAUCAGUCAGUUCUGAAGCUCAGAGGAACGCAGCUAAACCAGGGGGAUCAGUCAGUUCUAAUGCUCAGAGGAACACACCUAAACCAGGGGGAUCAGUCAGUUCUGAAGCUCAGAGGAACGCAGCUAAACCAGGGGGAUCAGUCAGUUCUGAAGCUCAGAGGAACGCAGCUAAACCAGGGGGAUUAGUCAGUUCUGAAGCUCAGAGGAACGCAGCUAAACCAGGGGGAUCAGUCAGUUCUGAAGCUCAGAGGAACACACCUAAACCAGGGGGAUCAGUCAGUUCUGAAGCUCAGAGGAACGCAGCUAAACCAGGGGGAUCAGUCAGUUCUAAUGCUCAGAGGAACACACCUAAACCAGGGGGAUCAGUCAGUUCUGAAGCUCAGAGGAACGCAGCUAAACCAGGGGGAUCAGUCAGUUCUGAAGCUCAGAGGAACACAGCUAAACCACAGGGAUCAGUCAGUACUGAAGCUCAGAGGAACACACCUAAACCAGAGGGAUCAGUCAGUUCUGAAGCUCAGAGGAACGCAGCUAAACCAGGGGGAUCAGUCAGUUCUGAAGCUCAGAGGAACACAGCUAAACCACAGGGAUCAGUCAGUUCUGAAGCUCAGAGGAACACACCUAAACCAGGGGGAUCAGUCAGUUCUGAAGCUCAGAGGAAUGCACCUAAAGUAGCGGGAUCAGUCAAAGACAGUUGGAAGUUAACAGACUAA